Amoebophrya sp. A120 is the source of this 907-nucleotide messenger RNA. Lineage: Eukaryota; Dinophyceae; Syndiniales; Amoebophryaceae. The record is from the annotation of a GenBank genome assembly.
AUGGUAACAUCACUCGCAUUCCGACAGCACGCUAGGAUACCAAAAAAUGUUGCGACCACGUCGUCCUGUCGCUUGUUCAGCGUCGCUUCGCGAGGCAGUUCCUGCAGUAGUUGCUCGACCAGUGCCUCAACAUCUUCACGAGGACCUCCUCACCGAUGUUGGGUAAAAAAUCCUCUUGUUGGUCGAGCGGCACGAAAUCCGCGUUCGCAAAGCGUUUAUUUCUCAACAUCAUCUUUUACAACAAACCGCACAUCAAUCCGCCACUUCAGCGACUUUUUCAAGGACAUCAAGCGCCCAGUUUACCCGCAAUACGCCACCGAUGCCGACGAACCACUGGAAAAGCCGCACAAAGUGAAAACCAUCGAGGUCACCUUCCCGGGACAGGAGAACAAUCCAUCGGCGAAACCGUUGAUCAAGCAAGUGGAUCAACUGAACCACAAAAGACUAGUGCAAGUUUUCCAGGAAUACGAGACGGAAAUCCCGGUGGAAGCGGCUUGUGACGGGAUCGCGGCCUGUUCCACCUGUCACUGCUACAUCCACGAAGAGGAUUACAAACUCUUCCCGGAACCAGACUACGCAGAGUUGGACAUGCUCGACCUCGCCGCGGACCCGGUGGAAGGGAGGAGUCGGCUCGCUUGUCAGAUGAAACUACACGAAUUCAAGGGUGGGGAAAACGGAAGGAUCAGGCUGACGUUACCGAGGUACUGUAACAAUCUGAUGGACUUCAUCCCGUUUGAGGAUCCGAAGUGAGAAGUAAGUACAACCGUGCGGCAAGUGGUCUAAGUACGAUGGCGUUCUGCAGCGGUAAAAAUAAAGAAACUUCUCGAUGAAUUCAAUUUCUAGGUAUAGUUUCUGACUGCAAAGGUACAUCGAUGAUGAGGCAACACCCUGGGUUAUUUGGUGCGAU